AUGGGAACCUACUCAUAUGCACCUCCUUUACAAUUCCCAUUUCCAUUAACCCUAAUCAAACACAGAAGAAUCCAAUUCCCAAUCCUCACCCCAAACCCAUCAAAAACCCACCUCAAAUUCAAUCCAGUCUCAGCCACACUAAAUUCUCCAAAAGGAUUCGGACCCACCUCAAAAAAAUUCAAAAAAUCCAAAAAACCAAAGAAAAAUUACGACACCAACGAAGAAGAAGAUGAAGAUGAAGAGGACGAGGACGAGAAAGAAGAAGGCGUUAUCCCAGAAAUAGUUACCAACAGAAUGAUGAGUAGAAUGGGAUUUUCUGUUGGAAUUCCUCUGUUUAUUGGGCUUUUGUUUUUCCCAUUCUUUUACUAUCUCAAAGUUGGAUUGAAAAUUGAUGUGCCCACUUGGAUUCCGUUCAUCGUCUCAUUUAUCUUCUUUGGGACUGCACUGUUAGGAGUGAGUUAUGGGAUUGUGUCAUCCAGUUGGGAUCCGAUAAGGGAAGGCUCAUUGUUGGGUUGGAAUGAAGCCAAGAAGAAUUGGCCUGUUUUCUGGCAAUCAAUAUGGGGUGGAGGAUCAAAGAAGAAGUAG
Fraxinus pennsylvanica is the source of this 585-nucleotide messenger RNA. Lineage: Eukaryota; Viridiplantae; Streptophyta; Magnoliopsida; Lamiales; Oleaceae. The record is from the annotation of a GenBank genome assembly.